Molecule: messenger RNA, 1251 nt
Organism: Fraxinus pennsylvanica
Lineage: Eukaryota; Viridiplantae; Streptophyta; Magnoliopsida; Lamiales; Oleaceae
Source: the annotation of a GenBank genome assembly
AUGGCAUGGAAUUGUUGCUCCAGUUCUUUCUCUACGAACACCUGUGCUGUAGCAAUUCCCUCUGUCAAUUCCAUCCAUUUUCGAGCUCGAAAUCGUUUCUUUACUCAGGAUGCAUCAUCGCAAUCACUCAGAACCAUCGGAAUUGAACUUGUUCCGUCAAGUUUCAGAGCCAAGUGCAAGGCCACAGAAUCUGAAGUUGAAACCAGACCACUGUCGACGUCUUCUGAAGUUGAAUGUUUAGGCACUGGGCACGACGUAGAAUGCGUGGUUAACUCUCAAGAAGAAUUGUCGAAGAAUCCCAUCAACUUAAACGAGGAAUCAGUAUUAUCUUCAUCGUAUGUGCUGGAAUUUAUGGGGUCAGCAUGGGAAUGGGCACUUUUGAUAUCGCCUUUCUUCUUUUGGGGCACAUCCAUGGUGGCAAUGAAGGAAGUUAUUCCCAAAACGGGACCUUUUUUCGUGUCUGCAUUCCGGUUAAUCCCGGCCGGUUUGUUGUUAGUUGGUUUCGCGGCUUCCCGAGGCCGGAAAUUUCCUUCUGGGCUUAAUGCUUGGCUCUCUAUCUCGGCAUUUGCUCUCAUUGAUGCUUCUUGCUUUCAGGGUUUUCUUGCUGAAGGAUUGGAGAGGACUACGGCUGGUCUUGGUAGUGUUAUAAUUGAUUCACAGCCUCUGACUGUGGCUAUCUUGGCUUCCUUGUUGUUUGGCGAGUCUAUUGAAUUGAUUGGAGCUGCUGGACUCGUGCUUGGCAUCAUUGGCCUUUACCUUCUCGAGGUGCCUGCUCUUGCUUUUGACAAAAAUAACUUUUCACUAUGGGGAAGUGGGGAAUGGUGGAUGCUUCUUGCAGCCCAAAGUAUGGCAAUUGGAACAAUUAUGGUCCGCUGGGUCUCCAAAUACUCAGAUCCUGUUAUGGCUACUGGAUGGCACAUGGUUAUUGGGGGUAUCCCGCUCGUGGCAAUCUCUAUUUUUAAUCAUGAUCCUGCUUUCAGUGGGAGAUUUGCAGAACUGACCACAAAUGAUAUUUUGGCACUCCUUUAUACCUCCAUUUUCGGGAGUGCUAUCAGCUAUGGUGUGUACUUCUACAACGCUACAAGAGGUAGCUUGACACAGCUCAGCUCCCUGACCUUUCUCACUCCAAUGUUUGCUUCAAUUUUUGGAUUCCUUUAUCUCGACGAGACCUUCACUCCUGUGCAAUUGGCCGGAGCAUUCGUAACUGUGGCGGCAAUAUACAUGGUUAAUUACAAAACUGGUGCAGAAUGA